AAAUUAAUUACUAGAAUAAUUAUCGACCAAAGUACUGGUAAUUUAACGAUUAGUUUGGAUAAUAUUUGUUUUUCACUAAACAUUUCUUUCGUGUAUAAAAUAAUUAAAUUCAAGAUGAAUAAAUUAAUAUUAUUUUUGACUGUUAUUAUAAUUACUACAAUUACAAUUAGAAGUAGUCCAACUGAAGAUAGCAUACCAGGACCUCCCAGUGAUUUAAAAGUUUACCCACAGUUAUAUUCAUGCAACAUUAAAUGGGAGGCUCCAUUAGGCAACACAGUGGUAACAAAAUAUAUUGCAUCAUGGGGAGAAGAAAAAAAAUUUAUUGAAAUAGAUGCUAAAGUCGUAGAAAAUUAUUUAUACUAUGAAAUUCGACCACUUGAACCCAAUACAGAUUAUGUAAUUAGUCUUGCUGCAGGCAAUUCAAAGGGAAUAGGACCUUCAAUAUCCAAGAGUAUACGAACAGAAAAAUCACACAUAAAUUUUCUUCUAAAUUAUAAAGUAACAAGAUAUCCGUUUGAGUUCAUCGAUCACGCAUUGACAUCAAGUGUAAACUAUAUAAAAAAUACUAAAAAAGAACUUGGUUUUUAAAUAAAAUAUUAAAAUUUUAAAUCAUAUGAAAGUUAA
This is a messenger RNA of Daktulosphaira vitifoliae (grape phylloxera), 624 nucleotides long. RefSeq names its product fibronectin type III domain-containing protein-like. NCBI's taxonomy places the organism in Eukaryota, Metazoa, Arthropoda, Insecta, Hemiptera, Phylloxeridae. The record is from RefSeq and is a predicted model, not a curated record. The coding region runs from base 115 to 588 and encodes 157 amino acids. The transcript has 4 exons. Gene Ontology annotation, molecular function: protein binding.